Penicillium bovifimosum is the source of this 252-nucleotide messenger RNA. RefSeq lists its product as uncharacterized. The record is from RefSeq and is a predicted model, not a curated record. The transcript has a single exon. Lineage: Eukaryota; Fungi; Ascomycota; Eurotiomycetes; Eurotiales; Aspergillaceae. The coding region runs from base 1 to 252 and encodes 83 amino acids.
AUGAAGGAAGAUGACGAUGAGAGGAAGCAAACGUUCAGAACAGUAUUUGAAUCUUACGACGGUCUGCUUGGAAUCUCACGGAAGUAUGGCUCGUUAGGAAAGUGCCGCGAGAAGAACCAGCCGGAAAGCACACACGCAGUGCUUGAUGAGUCGUCCAGCGUCACAUGGAAGGAGAAAACAGGAGCCCUGGGCAAUCUUUAUGACGAUUCCAACAACGGCGACGACAAUUACAACUGGCAUACGGAACUUUGA